CUGCCUUUAUAGGAGAUAUCGCCUUGGAUGAAGAAGACCUGAAGAUGUUCCAGGUGGACAGAAUUGUGGACCUCACCCGGCAUAAAAUUGAAAGAACUGCUACGAAUACUUCAGGUCGGGCUGCUCACCUUCCCAAUGUUAGAGAUGGAGAUACAGGGAAAGACGCAAACAGCACCAGCAUCAGACCUAGAAGGCAGCAGAGGAGACGAUGGAAACAGGGCUGGGGACGGCCUCGGAGUCGGCGGGCUGCCACUUCCCGCCCCGAGAGGGUGUGGCCAGAUGGCGUAAUUCCAUACGCGAUCAGCGGAAACUUCACUGGCAUUCAACGAGCUAUUUUUCGGCAGGCCAUGCGCCAUUGGGAGAAGUAUACUUGCGUAACCUUCUUGGAACGAAGCGAUGAGGACAGCUACAUUGUGUUUACACACAGGCCAUGCGGGGCAGGAGUACAACUUCCUGAAGAUGGAACCUGAAGAGGUGGAGUCCUUAGGCGAAACAUACGAUUUUGACAGCAUCAUGCACUACGCCAGAAACACCUUUUCCAAGGGGAUCUUCCUGGACACCAUUCUUCCCAAAUAUAAUGUGAAUGGGAUGCAGCCCUCGAUUGGACAGAGAACCCGGCUGAGUAAAGGAGAUAUUGCCCAGGCACGCAAACUGUAUAAAUGUCCUGCUUGUGGAGAAACACUGCAAGACAGUCAAGGGAAUUUCUCCUCACCUGACUUCCCCAAUGGAUAUUCUUCACACAAGCACUGCAUCUGGAGAAUAUCAGUCACUCCAGGGGAAAAGAUAAUUCUGAAUUUUACGUCCCUGGAUCUAUACCGCAGCCGGCUAUGUUGGUAUGACUACGUGGAGGUGAGAGAUGGAUUCUGGAGGAAAGCUCCCCUGCGAGCCAUCUGUGGAGGAGACAUGAAGAAAGACAAUGGGCACAUCCAGUCUCCCAACUACCCUGAUGACUAUCGUCCCAAUAAGUUGUGUACUUGGAAGAUUACAGUUUCGGAAGGAUUCCAUGUUGGCCUCACUUUCCUGUCCUUUGAGAUCGAGCGCCACGACAGCUGUGCUUACGACUAUCUGGAGAUUCGGGAUGGCAGUUCAGAGUCAGACCCUGUGAUUGGAAGGUAUUGUGGUUAUGACAGGCCCGACGAUAUUAAGAGCACCUCCAACAAGCUGUGGAUGAGGUUUGUGUCCGAUGGGUCCAUCAACAAGGCUGGCUUUGCGAUCAACUACUUCAAAGAAGUGGAUGAGUGCUCACGACCAAACAACGGCGGAUGCGAGCAGCGUUGUGUGAAUACCCUGGGUAGCUACAAGUGUGCCUGUGAACCUGGCUAUGAGUUGGCUCCCGACAAACGCAAGUGUGAAGGUGUGCAAGUAUGACUUUGUAGAAGUGCGCAGCGGCCUCACUUCUGAAGCCAAGCUCCAUGGGAAGUUUUGUGGAGCUGAGAAACCCGAGGUAAUCACCUCCCAGUACAACAACAUGCGCAUUGAAUUCAAGUCUGACAACACCGUAUCCAAGAAAGGCUUCCGAGCUCAGUUCUUCUCAGAAAAAGUUCAGCCGGCCAGAAUGCGUCCUCCUGGCUUGAAAUAUCGCCUGAAGAAGCGCACAAAAUCCUAAGAAUGAACUUGGCUCCCCUUCUGUUUGUUUCUCAGGAACUCCAGAGGAACCAAAUUGCCGGCGUUCCUCCUCCUUCUCCCCCCACGCACAGCGAGCGCCUCCUUCUCUUUGCUCCGUGUUAAAAGCGUGGAGCGUUUACGAUCGAGAGAAGGGGCCAGCAUGUUCCACACUCUCUGCCAGCGCUCCUCAAAGUCUUACUUGACUGAACUGAUAGUUAUUUUUAAAAUAAUUAAUUAAUUAAUGCCCUGAUGCGUUUUAAUUUCUCUGGGUUUUUUUUUCAUGAGACCAGCUGAUUUCAUGUUGCAUUUUUAUUGUGUCUGUGACAUUUUACUGUUGCUAAGUAAAGAAGAAUGCCAUGUCCUGUCCCCUUUUCUGCAUCUCCUUGUUGUCGCUGUGUCUGUUUUUAAACUCAGUCCUCUGUGUUCAGUAAGCAGGUAAUGGUUAUGCCCAUUCUAGAUUUAAAUGCGACUUCGGCUGUUCGUUGGCUCGAAUUGUUGGGGGUGGUUCGGCUUUCUCUUAAACGUUCUCCUCUUUUGGCUGAAUGCGGACGUUGCUGGUUAUAGAUUCAUUUCCAGAUCAGCCUCAUGGUUGGCUAAGCGUGUGAGACGCCUGUGAGUUUUGUAGCUUACUUUUGCAUCGAAAAGUCAAAUUUGGGCCAGUGCAACCGCAGCAGUUCCGGAGACGCAGCCUAAGAAUAGUAACCACUGUUUAUUUUGGAAAUGAUGCACACUAAGAUGAAGAGACACAAACAGCGAUAAGAGAAACUCACUUUAUAGCACUAUCAGACUCGAGGGCCAGGGAGAAGGUUAGGCUGAAGACUUCUUGACAAUUUGAUUAUUAUCUGCAAAUAAUUUGUAAAUGCACUGGGGAAAUUCAAGCGCAUAAUACACCUAGACUAAUAAAAGAGAAAAACAACUUAUUUUAUUCUGCUUAAUGAAUAAACUAGCUCCAUGUUCCCCUGAGUUCCACUCUCGUACUAAAGAGGCUGCAGAGAAGGUGGUAAGAAAUAGAUCUUAAGAAAGGAAUUCAGAUAAGGGGAAAUUGUCUUGUUCUUUUCAUUUCCGAACUGAUGUGGGUAGAGUUGAGUGGCCCGCUGUGAUCAUGUGACUCCUUAUAGGGCAGCUUGCUAAGCGAUUGAUGC
Messenger RNA from Thamnophis sirtalis, 2747 nucleotides. The record is from RefSeq and is a predicted model, not a curated record. NCBI's taxonomy places the organism in Eukaryota, Metazoa, Chordata, Lepidosauria, Squamata, Natricidae.